GCAAAAUCCUAUCAACAGCAGCUCAAGGAUAUUUCACCGUCACUGAAUGAAGAGCGAGACAAACUGUUGGCCACUCUGAGCGAUCGGUCGCAAAUUUCAAAUUUGGAUGCGGCUCAGAUGAUGUCGACGUUCACUUGGGCUGGUGUUAUGCUGACUGGUAUGACUACAGGAUGUAUAUUCACCAGAUAUCUGCUAUCACCCAUUCUAUCACUGUUCGUCAGCCCGUUCUAUGUGGCCGCUUUCGCCUAUAUCGCGAUGCCGUUGAUUGCUAUUCAAUAUUCCACUGGACCGAUCGAAGGCGAUUUCAAGGAGGUGGAUCGAUCCCGUCGCCAUGAUCUGCUUACGAUCAGCAUCGUCGAGGGAAUGCUGAAAGGAUUCCUCUUCUCAGACAGAUACAUGCCUGGGAUGGCACCCUUCUCUUUCAUCACUCCACUUUGCAUUGGUAUUUUGGCACCAUUCGCAUCACCGUAUAUUGCUAAGUUUGUUUUUUUGAUGUAA
Molecule: messenger RNA, 498 nt
Organism: Anisakis simplex (herring worm)
Lineage: Eukaryota; Metazoa; Nematoda; Chromadorea; Rhabditida; Anisakidae
Source: the annotation of a GenBank genome assembly